CCACUCUGUGAGCUCAACAGGUCGCUUGCUAAGAAGUUCAGUACCUGUUCCAAGGAUGGGACUCGUGCCGACAUUAUCCUGCCAACUAUCCUGCUUGACUUGACAAUGUAUGUGCCUAAAGUACUUACUGGAGACUCUUUCAGGAUAUAUGUAUAUUGCACUAUCAACUGAUGUCCUGUAAACUCAGGGGGACAUUGGCUGGGGAAAGCCACCAUGGCUUGCUUACAUGGACCACGACUACUGAAUUUGGAGAAAACCCCUCCUCAUCUUCAAUUCAACGACUUGAUCCUGACAGGCUACCGGCCCAUUUCAACCUUUCAGGGGUGCAUCAGAAGCCUGUUCUACUUGCACAAUGAAUUUGGUAACAUUUAUACCCAUGGUAAGUAUACAGCCUCUACCACUGAAAUAUGAACUGGCAUAGUUUAUGGAUCAUUUACACUUUAGAAUGUGCCAUUAUAAAUGCUUUAAUAUAUAUCUAAAUGAUUAUACAUAUAUAACUGAUAAUUAAUUGUAAUGCUUAUACAUUUGUAUGUUUACAAAAAAUGUAUGAAAUACUAAUUGAUCUAUUAUUUACACUAUUAACAAAGUGUAUUCAUCAUUAAUUAUUCAAUAUUAUAAAGUGUUAUCUAUUUUUCUCCUGUUUGUUUACUAAAUUGUCUCAUCUCAAGUGUAUUAUGUAUUUAAUGUAUAGUCUAAGUGAAUAUUUAGUCUUUGCAGGCUAGUAGAUUUCUUACUACACCAAUAAUGAAAUUGUAAACGGCUGCAAGUCUGAAAAUGAGGCCACUUUGGGCUACUCUCACUUAUGGGCUAUUUACAAGUAUACCGGUACUUGACAAGUAUGUGUAAAGAGACAAAGAUAUGGGGGAUUACUGGUAAUCUGUCCUGGAUAUAAUGCACUAGUAAUUGCCCUUGGAGUUGUAUGAUUGACCCAUUAAAGUGGUAAAACAUGUCAAAACACUUUUCUAUUUUUGGCAACAACUCUCAAUAGGCUAUGCAUGAAACUUGAAAGAUGCACCAAAAAAAGAGGAAUUAUUAUCAUACAUUUAGGAUACAUUUUGUUUGUAUGAUUAUUUUCCACUGUCUCAAAAACCCUGCAAAGAUGUACAUAAUGCUAUGAAAUGCAUAAAAUUGCAGAACGUUAGUUGUUUAAGCACAUGCAGCUAUGCACCCUUGAACUAAGUGUGGCAUCCUCUAUGAUGAGACUCCUCCUUGGAUAGCCUCUUUAGCUAAGCACAUUAACACUAACUCUAACUCAGGAGGGGAUUAGCAUAGGGGAGUUGCUCAGCAGACUGCAAUACACCUGUGAGAGAGACUUCAGAGAAAUAAAAUGGUGUUGGAGAAAACAAACAGCAGGGCUAUUAUACUAUGAGGGCCAUUUCACGGACACAGAUUAAGCCUAGUCUUAGACUAAUUAACUAAUUGACUAGUGACUAAAACGAACAGUUUGAAUCCAUUACAAUUGUUUUUUUAGUCUAGUAGUAGGCUUUAUCUGGUGUACUCCCCUGUAUGUACUGGUACCAAUGAUUUAUAAAUACCCUAGACUGAUGGCGGUGCUGUGUUGAAUCCACCACGCCUCCAUCUUGGCACUCCUACACCAUUGUAAUAAAUAUUUUGGAAGCUAUAGAAAUGCAUUUAUUAAUGUCAACGUUUGUUUUUGCCACAUUGAUUAUAUUACAGACACCUUAAUGCAUACUUUUAAAUGAUAUUAUGUGAGCUAAACAUAAAAAUUAAAUGAAAACAUAUAUAAAAUUAAACUUUUUUUAGAUUAAUGUCCCCACUAUAACAACAAAUUAUGAAAUACGUGUAAUUUUGUCCUUGAAAGAUUUAAUUGAAAUUCACAUACUGCAGAAUAUCCGUGUCUAAUUUAUGUGCCAGACCACGCCCAUGUUGAUGUUUAUUGGUCAGUAGCAGCCAUGUUGUUUGAGGUGCUAGCCUGGAAAAUAUUGCAUUGAGAGAACUUGGUCCAUAGAUGCCAUGUUUUAGGUUUUAGGCAGAUCGGACAUUCGGUGCCAGAGGAGUAGCGUUUUAAGUGUUUUUCACAAAAUUCAAAAUGGCGGAAAAUCCAUCAUGGCGGACCUUAUGGGUCCUAGAGGCAAAUUUGUUUUUUGUGAGGAGAGGGACAUAUGUACAACAUUGUAUGACUCUAGGGGAGAAUCUCAAUUGCAUACUCCUCGCGUCCUCUCUCCUCGCCUCCUCAAAACAGGACCUCUGGCUUUCUCAUUCAAUGGGUUUUGAGAAGGAGAGAGGAGAGGACACAAAGAGUUUGCAAUUGAGAUUCUCCCUAGGUCUCAUGGGGGAGGGGCGUGACCUUUCAAAGUUUGCAUCUUCAAUUGUUUGUUAUAGCACCACCAUGUGGCCAAUUGACAUGGCACUGCCCUUUUUGCAAAGUCUCAACCUUGUAGGUCUUACCAUCUCACGGUAAUUUUAAUUUGUGUGAAUUUGCCCUUACGGAAUAAUAAUAAUAAUAAUAAUAAUGAACCCCAACAAAUACAAUAAGGUUUCUUGCAGCUUCGCUGCUUGAACCACUAAUUAGCAAAGCAUGUCAAAAUAAGUGUCUAGACUUCAAAAGUCUAUCAAUACUGAGACAUCUCCAUCCAUCCAUCCAGGAAUCCCAUUCUUCUGUUUCCUGGUGCUGCUGCCACUUAACAUCCCCUGGUCCGAGGUGGAGCAAACGUGGAUGUGUGUGUUCCACUACCUUGCCUGCCUGUCCCCCACCGUGGGCUCCGUGCUCUACCAUACCUUCAUGAACCAUGAGGGCGGGGAGCCCAUCUACGACACACUCCUUUCCCUCGACAUGGUCGGCGUCUGCCUGGUCAACACCUUGGGUAGGUAAAGUCAGAUUCCAGAUCAGUUUCUCAGGUCCUGUUUGAAAUAUAUUUGAAAACGUAUCCUUCCUUCCUAUUCUCAUCACACAUCCAUCCAUCCAUCCACAUCCAUCUUCAUUGACUCUCCUGUUUCUGUGUGUCAACCAGGAUGCCUGCCCAUCAUUUACAUCACCCUGAUGUGCUACCCUGUCACUUGCACCCUGGCCCUCCUGGCCUACAGCCUAAUCUCGGCCUGGGGCAUCCUCUGUGCCACCACAGCGCGUAGCAACUAUGGGCGCCUUCGAGCUUUCAUCUGGCAGGCCCUCUUCCGUGUGCUCCUCUUCCUAUUCCGUUGGCUGGGAGACGGCGUAGGCAGCCCAGCUUCGCUGCGCCUCUUCUUCACCAUGGACAUGCUGGCUGUCAUGGGGGGCCUGGUGAACCUUAGCCGGGUGCCCGAGCGCUUUAGCCCGGGCCUCUUCGACUACUGGUGCAACAGCCACCAGAUAAUGCACGUGCUGGUGAUCUGCUCCAUUAUCUACAUGCACUGGGGGAUGCUGGAGGAUUUAGCCUGGAUUAAGACGUUCCAGUGUCCGGUGUUGGAGUGAGGGACAGAGGAGGAUUGACGAGGCAAGGCCAGGAAAUAGGGCUGGGGCGUAGGAUUUAAGGAGGGGUGGGUAGGAGUCAGCAUAAAAAUAGAAUGACCAGAAUGGACAGCCCCAUUCAAGUCUAUGUUCGGUGGCCAUGUUGAAUGUACGUAUCUAUAAGUGCACAGUAACAUUUCUGUGGUCUGAGGGGCUUUGUACCGUCUAGUAAUUAUAUUUCUAUGGGUGAUGAGAGAGUGAAAUUAAAGUUUUAAAAUGCACUUUAGGACUAGCUGCUGAAAUUACUGUAAGGAUUACGAUUGAUUCACUGUCCAUUUUGAAAUAUUCACCCCCUGUACAGCAGGAGAAUGUAGGUGUAAGAAUCGAUUGGUGCUUUUUAAGAUGUACGUCAGGGAAUUGUUGUACAGCUUCUGAACCCACAUUUCUGUUAUUACUUUGCAAUGAGAUGGACACACAUCCACAUGAUUCUGUAUCAGUUAAAAUGCAGUAGGCCUUUGCCUCCAGUGACCAACAUAAAUAUUUUCAAUGAAAAGGAUUGCA
This is a messenger RNA of Coregonus sp. 'balchen', 3946 nucleotides long. NCBI's taxonomy places the organism in Eukaryota, Metazoa, Chordata, Actinopteri, Salmoniformes, Salmonidae. The record is from the annotation of a GenBank genome assembly.